CUCCUAACAAGGUACAGGCCUACCCUAAAGACAGCUUCAGCAGGGUUUAAAUUUUAAAUAAAACUACUAUAUAUAAAAUAACUAACAAGAACCUGCUGUAUAGCACAGGGAAUGCCGCUCAAUACCCUGUAAUGACUUACAGGGAGCAGAAUCCAAAAUAGAGCGGACAUACGUGUAACUGAUCCACUGUGCUGUACAGCAGAAGCUAUAACAUGGUAUAAAUUAAUUAUACUCCAAUAAACACUUUUUAAAAUGUUGAAUCAAGAAACAAAGUGGACAUCUCCUUCCUUGACUCCAUGGACCAAGCACCACCCGACCAAAAUCACUCAGGAAACAGCAGCCUGGGGGCCUGGAGUGAGCUUCUCUCCUGGGAAGCAGCGACUUCGUCCCCUGCGGAGGCCUCGUCAGGCGUGUUCUCAGUUUUCACUGUUCACGGAAGUCUGCCUGUGCUUUCUUUCAGUCCUGAUCUUGUCUUCUUUCCCCCGCCUUUUGUUACUUGGUUUUCUACUGUGCAGAAACAGCUACAGUUCUGACCGAGUGCCGUCAGGGUUUUCUGGGAGGACAAAGGUCGCAGCGACGUCAUGGCCUUGGCGGGUGUCCAGCUCCUGGCUUUUGCCCUGGCCUUGUCGGGGGUCUCUGGGGUCCUCGCAGCCACGCUGCUGCCCAACUGGAAGGUGAAUAUGGAUGCGGGCUCCAACAUCAUCACCGCCAUCGAGCGGCUAGAAGGGCUGUGGAUGGACUGCACGUGGUACAGCACCGGGAUGUUCAGCUGCACCCUGAAGUACUCCGUCCUGGCCCGCCCCAGCCACGAGCAGGCCGCGCGGGCCGCCAUGAUCCUGGCCUGCAUCCUGUCUGCAGUGGGGCUCUGCACUUCCACAGUGGGGAUGGAAUGCACUCGCUUAGGAGGGGACCCGGAAACCAAGAGGCAUGCUUGUUUUGCUGGAGGAGUUUGUUUCCUGUCUGCAGGGACCUCUGGUUUAAUACCGACUGUGUGGUACACGAAGGAGAUCAUAGCAAACUUUCUGGACUUGACGGUUCCACAAAGCAACAAACAUGAGCCUGGAGGAGCCGUCUACCUUGGAAUCAUUUCGGCCGUGCUGCUGGUGGUCUCCGGCAUGAUCUUCUGCACAUCCUGUCUAAAGAAGAAGUCGGGAGCUUUGCUCCACCCAUGCAAGCAGCCACCCAUCUCCACCACACAGCCAGAGGACAGUUCGGCAUACAGCCUGAAGGACUAUGUGUAAAAAACUGUGAUGCGCAUGGAAUUUUUAGGUGCCUGCUGUGACUUUUGUCUUUAAAUACCAGAAUUGUGUUUAACUUUCUCUACAAAGAAGGUGAAAUACUUUAAAAAUGAAGUUUUUCAAAAUGCCAAACUUUGUGUAUAUCUGUUUUACAUUAUUUUCCCAUUAUUGUUGUGUUUUAUAUCUAAAGGUUUAUAAAAGAAAGAGGUUCUGAUUAUAUUAAUAAGGCAAUUAUUUCACAGCCUUUUCUUCUUAAAGAGAAACUGUUGAUACAUACAUCUUACUAACCGGUACUUAAUUGGACUUCAUAAAAGAACUAAAUCGCCAAAUAUAACAAGCACCUUGUCCUGGUGUUCAUUCAGGAUAUCAUCUGCUUUUGCCGUCUCUGCCUGACAACCCCAUAGUAAUUUACUUCUGUUUUCAAUUUCCACUGCAUGACUGCACCUUAUGCAUAGAAGAUGUCCACUUGUUUCGGAGGUUGCCCAAAUCCCAAGUCCCCAUCCACUGUGACCUCCCAGUAGAGGGGAACAUUUUUUACAUUUUAGGAAAUAUAAUCUCCAUACAAUAUGGCGUUCAAAGAUUAGGUGGAAAUAAAGGAAAUUGGUAAAUGCUACCAUAGCAAAGCAAAAUCAAACUAAACCCAAACUGAAAUCUCUAGGACUUUUAAAGCAUUAUGUACAAGCUAAGUGAAAACAAAAAGAAUCUGUUUUAAAAUGCUUACGAACUGCCCUCUUCUGGCUGCUAACAAGAGGACUCUCCAGAUUAGGUUCAUUUACCUCUAGCAUUUUUGAUUUGCCCCUAUCAUUUAAUAUCAAACUGAUUAGUAUUUGAAUGCUAAAGGUUACUUUUAAGUUGUCAGUUUUUCUUCUCAAGUUUGAUUCAUGUUAAAAAUGUUUUUACAAAUGAGCUGCUUCAAUUAGUUAAUGGUUAUGAAAAUGUUUUAAAGAAUAAAGAAUGCUUUAAAAGUUAGAUUAUCUUAUAUGUAAUUCAAAUAUUUAAAGAAAAUAAAAACUGGGUUUUCCAAUGUGCAAAAGAAACACUGCACAAGGCUGUUUCUAAUAAUUUAUUCGUUUAAGCUUAGUUAUUGUUCAUAACAUGACGGUAAAGGGGGAAAGGCUACUUCAUUAUGCAUUAAUAACUCAGAAAGUGGGACGUUAUCUUUUAUGUGAAUAAAUAAUUUUGAAUUGUGCAUAUGAAGUACAGACUAAAAUAUUUUACACGUAUUUUAUUUGGUAGAUCAUUCUCUCCUGUAUCAUCAUCAAAGAGCUAAAAUAAAGAUAUGAUUUCACAUGGGAAUUAGGAAUGCAUUUAUGUAUACAUUCCUUUUGAGUGGUCAAAAUAUCUUCUAAGCAAAUGUCAUCUGUAUUUUUAGCUAUAUGACUUGAGAAUAUAGGAUUUCCAUCAUAGCGUGUAAUUUUGCAAAACUUGUUGCAUAUUUCUGUUUACCUCCAAUAAUUUUGUUCAUUUCAUUGUGUUUU
Molecule: messenger RNA, 2716 nt
Organism: Capra hircus (goat)
Lineage: Eukaryota; Metazoa; Chordata; Mammalia; Artiodactyla; Bovidae
Gene: CLDN20
Product: claudin 20
Exons: 1
Coding region: 582-1241 (219 amino acids)
Biological process (GO): cell adhesion; bicellular tight junction assembly
Cellular component (GO): bicellular tight junction; plasma membrane
Molecular function (GO): structural molecule activity
Source: RefSeq, a predicted model, not a curated record